AGAGAGAGCGCCUUUUCCCAUCUCUGUUCAAACACAGCGCGCCCUUUUUCACAACAGCUAGAUCCACAUCGAGCCAUUCGAUAUUUGUUUCCUGCCUGACGCCAACUACUGUAUUCAGCCACUGCCUGAGGGUUUGAGUGGUGCAACGCUACAAACCGCCAAGGUGGUGAAAAUGCCUCCUAAAAAGCAAAAGACGAAGGACAUCAGGUCCUUUUUCAACAAGACUGACAGUCCUGGUAGCAGCAGCUCGACCAACACAGGAAGUGCCCAGCCAGGUGAAGCUAAAGGCUCUCAGACUGCUACACCCACCAAAGUGAAAAAAGAGGACAACUGUGAUGCCCCGGGCGGACAUUUACAUCGUUUCAAAGUGAAAUUCAGCUGCACUGACCGUUAUAAAUACGCUAUUGACUGUGAUCGACCUCGCACGGUGCUGGAGGCAAUACAGUCAAGUGAACACUAUUCUAAGAAGAUGAAGAAGUGUUCAGAUGAAAACAUUGUAAUUCAACUGGGUAAAUCAGAUAAAGAAUCUAUCGUUGCAACACAUUUCCCUUGUUCUUGUGUCAGUGAUGGUGAGCCUCUGAUCAUAUCAUGUGAGUCAGAAAAGGUUGAAGAGGCUCAAGGCCAACAUUGCCAACCAAUACAUUCAAGGGAUAAAUAUUCUGUCUUCUACAUUGAUACAGUGGGAGGGUUGUUCACCAAACAAAAAAAGCUUUUUAGAAACAGCGCUGUAAAACAGUUCAAGUAUCUGUGUGUCUAUGGGGAGAAGGGGACGACUGUGGAAGAGGCUCUGAGAAGAGACGGUCGUUUCAUUGAUGAUCUCGGCGACUUCACUCUGUCAGACAAUGACAAUCCGAACUGCAUCAUUGGACGCAAACAAAAGGUUGACAAACUAGAUAAAAAAGAAUUUAAGAUACGUCUUCCACGGAACAAGAGAGCAAACGAUGAAGAAAAACAGGAAAACUCUGGUGCAUCAAGUAACUUACAACAGACGUGCGGUGCAAAGGCAGUCUUAGAUGUAAUAAAGCAGAGAGGAAUCAGUGUCAGAACAGAAGUGGAGAAAAGAGGCAGUGUUGAUGACACUGGGGAGAUUUACGAUAUACUACGUCAGCAGUUUCCAGGUCUGAAAGAACUGAUGGAGAGUAGAUUCCCUGAUGAUUCUUAUCAGGAAGCACUGAGCUUAAGGAAGGAAAACUUUGGAAAAAUCCAGAAGUCUUUCAGUGAAGUUCACAGAGUCAGGAAGCUGCUUAAAAUGGGCGAGUCAGUCUGCAAAGUGAAUGUUGGGGAUGUUUGUGAGGGCACGGGCUUUGUGCUGUUUGACAACUUCAUCUUGACUAAUGCGCACUUGUUCAAAGAUUGUGUUGAAGGAGAAAGGCUGAAGGAGGGUAUAAAUGUGUGUGUCCUCUUUAACUAUGAAGAUCCCGAGCCACACACAAAUUUCUACUACUUCCAGCUAGCUCGGUUUUACCUCUGUUCCAGAGAGGAUGAACUAGAUUAUGCCAUACUUGAGCUCAACCCUGAGAGCCAGAAACCCAACGAAACAACACAAACAAAGAAAAUGAAGGUGCCACCAGGGCUCCUCAAGAAAUUUGGUCCAGUACCUGAGAAUGGCGAAGCCUGUAUUAUUGGUCAUCCAGCAGGAGAAGUGAAACAAAUGGAUCCUACAUGUAUCAUUGAGAAAGAAAGGAGGAGGCAGGCUGUCAUUGAUCAUUUACAUCAAUACAAAGACAAUGUUUUCAUUGUCCACAAUAUCAGUCAGAUUAUCAAAGACCAAGGCAUUGACAACAUAAUGAUGGGUGGACAUAAAGCAGACAAAGUUGUGACCUAUAACACCUUCAUGUAUCACGGUUCUUCGGGCUCUCCCGUGUUCGAUGUUAAUGGCCGAGUGUUUGGUUUGCACACCGCAGGAUUUUGUCAUGGUUUUUACAAAGGGAGCGUGAUAGAGUUUGCCCAACCUCUGCUUACCAUAUUUGAACACUUUGUGAGCAAGCUGAAGGAAAGAAAUCUUAAGGAGCUGUUGAAAAGAGUUAAGAAAGAAGCAAAGGGAAACCUGUACCUAGAAAAGGUAGUCCGUCUCAAAUCGAGUGGCACUGGCGAGUGCUCAGACUCCGACGAGUCAAUGGAGACUGAUUAAUUAUUCAGAGGUAUCCGAACAACAAAGAACUAGUUAAGAGUUAGUUAUGAUGAGGGAAUUUACUUUGUGGUGAUUUAGGGUGGUUCAACAGUGCAGUAUGCGAUAUUAUCGUCAUUUUUGUUGGGGUUUUUUUGCUUUACUGAAGAGUUUUCAUACGCAUGUUUUUUAGUAGUUUAUAAUCACCUUAAAAUCAGAGUUGUUGUGUUAUUUGUUACCUUAGAAUGAGUUCUUAUCUGCUUUGUGGUAUUGUAGUCCUGAGGCUAUGAAUUGAGGGAUGCCGAGUUGCACCGUGUUUCAGAUGCCGCUCUAAGACGCAUUUUCCGUCUUAAAAAAAAUUGACUGGACAUGACGUGAUGAUGUGAUGUCACAUGCGGUUGUGGCGGAUGCUUACCAUCACCUGCAGUUGGCUAGUAUUUACUUCAUUUGUUAUUACAGUUAUAUAACAUAUAUCUAUUGUAACCAGUGUGCUUAAGUUUGUGUUAAAAUUGCUGAUUAUUUUGACUUUUCUGUUUCUUGCCUGUUUCCUGUCAUUGAUUUUUAGCUCUAUCUAAACAGGUUGCAACAUUAGAUUAGAUGAGACUCUUUGUUUUAAUGUUGAUGUUUAUUUGUGCUUUAAAUCACUAAACUGAGUUUUAUUAAAUCAGGUUUUCAUUUUAA
Messenger RNA from Dicentrarchus labrax (European seabass), 2788 nucleotides. RefSeq names its product serine protease FAM111A-like. NCBI's taxonomy places the organism in Eukaryota, Metazoa, Chordata, Actinopteri, Moronidae. Bases 173 to 2131 code for a protein of 652 amino acids. The record is from RefSeq and is a predicted model, not a curated record. The transcript is spliced from 6 exons.